AUGCCCGGCAAACAGUCAGAUGAGGAGCAAUUGGAGGUGGGGGCUGCUGAGAACAGAGCUGAUGAGGACCUGGGGGGCCUCACAGCAGAGGAGCUGCGGCAAGGCCAGGAGGCUGCCCUGGCACUGGAAGACAUGAUGGCACUGAGUGCCCAGACCCUGGUCCGAGCCGAGGUAGACGAGCUCUAUCAGCAAGUACGACCCCUGGGCCAGGGCCGUUUCGGCCAGGUCCUGCUGGUCACCCACCGUCAGAAAGGCACACCCCUGGCACUGAAGCAGCUCCCGAAGCCGUCAACUUCCCUCCGUGGCUUCCUGUACGAGUUCUGUGUGGGCCUCACGCUGGGCGCACACCCCGCUGUUGUGACGACAUACGGCAUUGGCAUCGAGUCCACCGACUCCUACAGCUUCCUGACAGAGCCCAUCCUACACGGGGACCUCAUCUCCCUCAUCCAGCCCAAGGUGGGCCUCCCGCAGCCAGCGGCCCAGCGCUGUGCAGCCCAGCUGGCCUCAGCCCUGGAGCACAUUCAUUCACACGGCCUGGUGUACCGGGACCUCAAGCCUGAGAACGUGCUGGUGUGCGACCCGGCCUGCUGGCGGGUCAAGCUGACCGACUUUGGCCACACGCGGCCUCGUGGGACCCUGCUCCGCCUGACCGGACCGCCUAUCCCCUACACAGCCCCCGAGCUCUGCAGCCCCCCUCCCCUCCCUGAGGGCCUGCCCAUCCAGCCUUCCCUGGAUGCGUGGGCACUGGGGGUCCUGCUAUUCUGCCUUCUCACGGGCUAUUUCCCCUGGGACCAGCCCAUGGCAGAGACUGACCCUUUCUAUGAGGACUUCCUCCUCUGGCAGGCCUCAGGCCAGCCCCAGGACCGGCCUCAGCCCUGGUUUGGCCUGACACCAGUGGCAGACACCCUUCUGUGGGGGCUGCUGGACCCCCGGCCCCGGGAGAGAAGUCCCGUGAGCUCCAUCCAGAGCUACCUGGGGCGACCCUGGAGGCAGCGGGAGGGAGAGACUGAAGAGGUGGACAAAGGCGACGGGGAGGCCGAAGAGUGA
Molecule: messenger RNA, 1047 nt
Organism: Pteropus alecto (black flying fox)
Lineage: Eukaryota; Metazoa; Chordata; Mammalia; Chiroptera; Pteropodidae
Gene: SBK2
Product: SH3 domain binding kinase family member 2
Exons: 3
Coding region: 1-1047 (348 amino acids)
Biological process (GO): peptidyl-serine phosphorylation; peptidyl-threonine phosphorylation
Molecular function (GO): ATP binding; protein serine/threonine kinase activity
Source: RefSeq, a predicted model, not a curated record